This is a messenger RNA of Oryza brachyantha (malo sina), 1240 nucleotides long. Its product is annotated as serotonin N-acetyltransferase 2, chloroplastic. The record is from RefSeq and is a predicted model, not a curated record. Gene Ontology annotation, cellular component: cytoplasm. Bases 101 to 697 code for a protein of 198 amino acids. Gene Ontology annotation, molecular function: N-acetyltransferase activity. The transcript has a single exon. Lineage: Eukaryota; Viridiplantae; Streptophyta; Magnoliopsida; Poales; Poaceae.
CCAUGGCCACCCAAAUAAUCAUGGAGACGAUCGAGACGAUGAUGUUGUUGUAUAAGCAAGCAGCAGAAGGAAAGGAGGGCAGAGCAGAGUUGGCACUGCCAUGCUGACGACGCGGCUGCAGCCCCGCCCCCGCCCCCGCCCCCUUCUCCGUCUCCGUGGCGGCGGCAACGCCGUCUUCACCGACAGCUUCAAGAAGAAGAAGAGCAAGGCGGCGGUGUCGUGUGUGGCGCAGGUUGAGGUGUCGGUGUCGGACUCGGAGCUGGCGGCGCGCGGGUUCGCAGUGCGGCGCAGCACGUCGGGGCUGGACGUGGGGGCGCUGAACGAGGUGUUCGCGCGGGUGGGGUUCCCGCGGCGGCAGGAGGAGCGGCUGCGGCGCGCGCUGGAGCACAGCGAGGUGGUGUGGCUGGAGGAGGCGGGGCGGCCCGUGGCGUUCGCGCGCGCGGCUGGCGACGGCGUCUUCAACGCGGUGGUGUGGGACGUGGUGGUGGAGCCGUCGUGCCAGGGGCUGGGCCUCGGCCGCGCCGUCAUGGAGCGGCUCGUCGGCGAGCUGCGCGCCAAGGGCGUCUCCAACAUCGCGCUCUACGCUGAGCCCCGCGUGGUGGGCUUCUACCGCCUGCUCGGCUUCGCCAUGGAUCCCGACGCCAUCAGGGGCAUGGCCUUCUACCGCUCCAGGCAACAACAAAACACCACCUCCUAGCCUUAGCCUGCAUCUUCCUUUUCAUAUAUAAAUCUUGUACACAAAUAAAUAUAUACCACCCUUUUUUUUUUGUCAGCCAUUUUGCCAUCUGAGAUUAAUUAAGCUCAUUCUUCUAUAUCAAAAACAAGAGAUAUAUCGUGACGCUCAAGUUGCACAGCGAAAUUAAAUCAUCAAAUCAAAUCCAUUGAUCACACUAGCUAAUUACAUUUCACCACCUCUCUCGAUCAGAAGGAAAAAAAACAUGAGAUUUUUUUUUCUGCUUGCUUGCUUGUUGCACAUUGCAGAAUAUAUAAGUACGUACAUACAUGAUGCACACGAACAGACGAACUGAACGUUAAACAGCGGGCGGGUACAUGCAUCACAUCGAAAGAAAAAACGCAAUAAAAUCAAUCGAGAAAUCAAACCGGUUGCAUGCAGCUAGCUCGAUCGAUCAUUUGGAGAAUGAUGACAGGCAGGCUACUCAUGGAUGGAUGGAUGGAGUAUAGUAGGUAUAUAUAUAGGAAUAGGACUAAUAUAACUAGGAGCGGCGCAUGGUGCAGGCGG